AAAAAUAUAAAUAUUAUCCUGAGUAUAGAAAAACAUAUCCCUUACAAUUUUUAUAAAGACAAAAAUCUUUUUCUUGCUAACAAUUUUUAAGCUUUAUAUAUAAGUCUAUAACCAUUGUGUGGGUAUCACAGAAAGUUGUCUGAAAGCAAAGAAAUAAAACCUCAUAGAUGGCCAAAGCUAUGGAUACUAAACACCAACACCAAUUGAAUAUCACUUUUCUUCCAUAUCCAACUCCUGGCCAUAUGAACCCCAUGAUCGACACAGCAAGGUUAUUUGCGAGGCAUGGUGUUAAUGUCACCAUUAUAUUAACCCCCGCAAAUGCCUUAACUUUCCAAAAUGCCAUCGACAGUGACUUCAGCCAUGGAUACCAUAUCAGAAUCCAACUGGUUCCCUUCCCUGCAGCUCAAGUAGGUCUUCCUGAAGGGGUUGAAAACAUCAAAGAUGGCACUUCCCUAGAACUACUGGGCCGAAUCAGUCGUGGAAUAUCAAUGCUCAAGGAUCAUAUUCAGCUUCUGUUUCAAGAUCUUCAUCCAGAUUGCAUAGUGAGUGAUAUGUUUUAUCCUUGGACUGUGGAAUCCGCAGCAGAACUGGGUAUUCCAAGAAUCUUCUUUUGCAGCUCAAGCUACCUAUCCGACUGUGCUACUCAUUCGGUCAUGCAGCACAGGCCUCAGGAGAGGUUAGUGUCAGAUACCGACAAGUUUUCAAUUCCUGGUUUUCCUCAUAGAAUAGAGAUGACCCCUCUACAGCUUGCAAACUGGCUAAGGGUUCGUGAAGAAGUCUCAUACUAUUUUGAGGGAAUGUAUGCAUCAGAGAGAAGAAGCUAUGGAGCACUCUAUAAUAGUUUUCAUGAACUUGAAAGCGAGUAUGAGCAACUUCAUAACAGUAUAGUGGGGAUCAAAUCUUGGAGUAUUGGACCAGUUUCAGCCUGGGUUAACAAGGAUGAUGGACAAAAGAUCAAUAGGGAACACAAGGAGGACCUUCCAGAAGAGCCAGAGUGGCUAACUUGGCUUAACAGUGAGCAGAAUGACUCUGUGAUUUAUGUGAAUUUUGGAAGCCUGACUAGGCUCCAUCAUGCUCAACUUGCAGAACUGGCUUACGGGCUUGAAAAUUCUGGUCAUAGUUUCAUCUGGGUCGUGAGGAAAAAGGAUGCAAAUGAGAACGAAUACAGUUUCCUGCAAGAGUUUGAGGAUAAGAUGAAAGAAAGCAAGAAGGGUUUUAUCAUAUGGAACUGGGCACCACAGCUGCUGAUAUUGAAUCAUCCUGCCAUAGGAGGCAUUGUGUCUCACUGUGGUUGGAACUCUCUUCUUGAAAGCUUGAGUGCUGGAUUGCCAGUCAUCACAUGGCCUAUGUUUGCAGAACAAUUUUACAAUGAGAGGUUGAUAGUUGAUGUGUUGAAGGUUGGAGUUUCAGUGGGAGCUAAGGAAAACAAGUUUUGGGCAUUAGGUGACAAGGAUAAUGUGGUGGAAGGAGAAGAGAUUAAGAAAGCUAUCUUACAGUUGAUGGAGACAGAAGAGGGCAGAGAAAUGAGAAAGAGAGCAAUAAAAUUGGGUGAUGCUUCCAAGAAGACUAUAGAGAAGGGUGGACACUCUUACAACAACUUGAUUCAGUUGAUAGAUGAGCUUAAAUCAUUGAAGAUAUCUAAAGCACUUCCAGAAACAAGUUAGAUAACUGAAAUGGUGCAGCAAUGAAAUGGCUCUGCUGAUUUUCUGAAGCCUUUUAACAAGAUGAAUAAACCGCUUACAAGGCUUUGUGAAACUUUCUAUAUUAGAUGAACAUGGAUUCGGCUAGGUUUCUUGUCGCUGUUUCGUUGUGCCGCUAAUAAUUUAAGUGUUUUUUUUUUCCAUUAAUUGCCGUUUGCAUAUUUUAAUGAUUUUAGUUCAGGAAAUUGUGACGAAGUGAGAGGUAAGAUAAACAACACUAUUGUGGCUAACUGAUAUCCCAAAUGCCCCACGUGUUGUACGGAAGUUCUUAGAAUGACAAAACAAAGUUAUGUUGGCUUUUUCCCUUGAAAUUUUUCUAACUUUGCAGAAUAAUAUAUUCAGUGGGGUGACAUGUUUGCUUACUCUUGUUUACUAGUAAAUUUACUACAUAAAUUUUGCAAAAGUAAAAUUUGGAUUGUUUUUUAUAUUUUCAACCUAAUCCAAGUUUGUAUAUUUCAAUUUAACUAUUCAAAAUUUAUUUUAACAAAAUUUUGUUAUUUGUUAUGGGUGCAAACUUAUUUUAGGAAAUCAAUGUGGGUUGAGCAGAUUGCAGACCAUUCUUUAAUUUUGAUGGAAAUAUGUGUUCUUUUAAGGAUGUUCUUAGAGUAUGUUAGAGAAUGAAGGGUCUAUGAGAGAAGAAAGGGAAAACAGAGGACUUAACUGUUAGUCAGUUAAGUGGGUUUGGGAAAACUGCUAGUCAGUUAAGUGGGUUUGGGAAAGAGGCCUAUAUAAGGAUCUCUUUGUUGUAUCAGUUAGUUAGUUAGACAUUUGUUGAUUUGUUGACCGGUCAUAUUAAGCUCCUGGACUAUUAUGUAUUCUUGUUUCUUUCUUGUGAAUACACACUCAUUAUUCAUCCCAUAUUGUGUGGUGUUUGUUUCUGUGAGCGUAAGAGUGUGAGUGAGUUAGAUUUCUUACCUGAAUCUCUAACAAAGUGGUCCGACCUGCCGGAUCUGUGCGGAGGAGAGAGGGAGCUAUGGAGGGAAGGAUGAACGUUGUUGAGGGGCGAUUGGAGCACAUCGAGAUGGCUGUGGAUGGGAUGAAAGCGGAAUCAGCGGCGAAUCAGCAAGAAUCUAUUGCCAUGCGCAAAGACAUCCAAGAACUAAUGCGGAUGAUGGGGGCUCGCGCCAAAACAGCUGAUGACAAUUCUGACGGGAGCCAGGGGUCUGUCAACGAUCACGGGGGUGGUCGUUCCGAUGAUGGUGGAGGAGGAGGAGGAGGCAGGGAGCGUCCCGAAAUGCUACCCAAUUGGAGAAGAAGGGUGGAAUUGCCCACCUUUGAAGGACCCGACCCUUUGAACUGGAUUAGUAGGGCGGAGAAAUUUUUCGCGAUCCAAAGAGUGGCAGAAGAGGAGAAAGUCGAGCUGGCGCACAUUAGUAUGGAGGGGAGCGUCGGGUAUUGGUUUAAAUUCUGCCAAGAUAAGGCGAAGGAUCAAUCAUGGGAGAGGCUGAAGGAAGCGUUGUUGAUACGAUUCGAGAGCCAGCACCGUGGGGGGAUUUUUGAGAGGAUGGUGGUGAUCCGACAAACGGCCACCGUGGAAGAAUACGUCAGGGAAUUCGAGGCGUUAGCGAGACAAACGAAGGAAUUCUUUGAUCACCAGCUGUUGGGAUAUUUUUCGGCGGGAUUACGAGAGGAGUUGAGAUGUCAGAUGAGACCACACGACCCACGAGAUCUGAUGACCGCGAUGAAGAUCGCGCAUGAUGUCGAAGAGGCUCUUCGGGGCCUAGGAUUGAUGGGAUGGGCCGGAACCAAGAACCCAUCUCCAUGGGGCGACCUUCCGGUGGAGGAGCGGUGGUGGCUAGGACCGAGCCAUAGAGAAGCACUUCGGGAAGAACUAGUCCGGCCGAAAGCAGUGGGUCGGUGAGACAAUACAGAGCGACAGGGAAUGUGAUGGCGAGAAGCGGAAAUGUCGACGGAGGGGAGAACAGGGGAAGAAACACUGGAUAGCCAAAGAAGUCUAAAGUUUCUGUUGGAACAGAGGGUGACGACCCAAGUGCAGCAACACUGGAUAGCCAAACUGCUCGGCUACGAUUUUGACAUAGUGUAUAAAACGGGAGCCAGCAAUCGGGUGGCUAAUGCGCUGUCACGAAAAGGCAGCGAGGAGUUAGAUGGCGAGGCUGAGAUCGAAGGGGACGAUGAGGGUGUUGAAUUGAUGGGGAUAAUGAGGCCAUAUUGGAAAGAUUUCCAAGACGUGAUGCGAGAAGUGAAGGAAGAUGAUGACUUGAAUAAAAUCCGAGAAGGCGUCACACAGGAUCCCAACAAGUAUCCGGCUUACACCAUUGAAAACGGACGGUUGCACUACAAGGGGAGGCUGGUUAUUCCGGCAAAGUCUGAGUGGGUACAGAAAUUGUUGGCCGAAUUUCAUACAACACCGACGGGGGGUCACUCCGGGGUUUAUAGAACUUACAGGAGAUUGGCACAGUCGCUAUUCUGGGCCGGGAUGAAGAAAUCAGUGACCGAGUAUGUCAACCGCUGUUUGGUGUGCCUUGUGAGAGAGGUAGUAAAGCUUCAUGGGAUUCCCAAGACCAUAGUGAGUGAUCGUGACCCAUUAUUUCUCAGCGCAUUUUGGAGAGAAAUGUUUAAGAUGCAAGGGACCCAUCUCCGGAUGAGCACAGCCUAUCAUCCGGAGACGGACGGCCAAACAGAGGUGCUGAACCGAGUGCUGGAGGGAUACUUACGAUGCUUCUGUUCUAAGCAGCCCAAGACCUAGAACUCGAUCCUUCCAUGGGCGGAGUACUGGUACAACACCAGCUACCAAGGAGCUUCCAAAUGCACGUCGUUUGAAGCGGUAUAUGGGAGAGACCCGCCUUCGUUAUCAAGGUUUAUUCCGGGAGAAACAAUGGUGGAAGCCGUGGCCCAAGAGUUACAAACAAGAGAUGAAGCGUUGCAGCAGUUGCGAUAUCACUUGUCGAGGGCACAAGAUGCGAUGGUGAAGCAAGCAAAUCGAAAGAGGAGGCCGGUAACCAUUAAGGUAGAUGAUUGGGUGUUUUUAAAGAUAAGACCCCACCGACAAACCUCUAUGUCGGUGAAGUUGCAUCCGAAGUUAACGUCUAGAUACUAUGGGUCGUUCAAGGUGAUAAAAAAGAUAGGGGAAGUGGCGUUCAGAUUAGAAUUGCCCGGGAACGCCAGGAUUCACCCUGUUUUCCACGUGUCUCAGCUGAAAUUGGCGAUUGGGACAAAGUAGGUGGAAGCUGAGCUGCCAGCAGAUUUACAAGUCGGUGGACCUACUACUGGCCAGCCAAGGUGCUAAAUAGAAGAGUCCAGCAGCAAGAGGGGGAACAACGUGAACAAGUGUUGAUAGAGUGGCAAGAUGGAGGGGCAGACAGCGCAACGUGGGAGGAUCGGAGGUUGAUGCAGGAACAAUUCCCCGAGUUCGACCUUGGGGACAAGGUCAGUUUUCAGGGGGGGAGUGAUGUUAGAGAAUGGAGGGUCUAUGAGAGAAGAAAGGGAAAACAGAGGACUUAACUGCUAGUCAGUUAAGUGGGUUUGGGAAAACUGCUAGUCAGUUAAGUGGGUUUGGGAAAGAGGCCUAUAUAAGGACCUCUUUGUUGUAUCAGUUAGUUAGUUAGUUAGACAUUUGUUGAUUUGUUGACGAUAAUAGCACCUGGUGAAGGAGGUUAAGCUCCUGGACUAUUAUGUGUUCU
Molecule: messenger RNA, 5341 nt
Organism: Vigna angularis (adzuki bean)
Lineage: Eukaryota; Viridiplantae; Streptophyta; Magnoliopsida; Fabales; Fabaceae
Product: soyasapogenol B glucuronide galactosyltransferase
Exons: 2
Coding region: 168-1664 (498 amino acids)
Molecular function (GO): UDP-glycosyltransferase activity
Source: RefSeq, a predicted model, not a curated record